AUGGCCGUUCCGUCUACUCGCGAUCUUGAUGAAGUCCUCCCGGGCACGCGACGUCUUUUCACCGAUGAGUGGGCAAGCGUCGCCUCUAACGAUGCCAGCAUCGAGAAACACGGCGACGUCAUUCUAGUUCCUGCUCCGACAAAGUCUCCCAACGAUCCACUGAACUGGAGUCUUGCGCGCAAGAUCUGGCACUCUUUUCUGGUGUGCUACAUUGUCGCUUUGACAGCUGCCACGUCCAACGUUGCCGGCGCUGCGAGCGUGGGUGUAAAUGAGCAAUACGGCAUUAGCUACGAUGUCUUUAAUACUGGCGCCGGUGUACUCUUCGUCGCCAUUGGGUACUGGACGCUUCUCAGUUCGCCUGCGACCCAUCUCUACGGCCGACGUAUUCUAUACUUGGUAGGAACGGUAUGGGGUCUCAUUGGAAAUAUUUGGUUCGGCCACCUGACCAACACGUCCGACACCGUUUGGUCCCAGCUUUUUGUCGGGGCAUCCGAGUCUGUCGCUGAGGCGGUUGUGCAGCUGUCUCUGCUGGAUAUUUGGUUUGAGCACCAGAAUGGUACCUCGCUGGGUAUGUACACCCUCGCGACUACGGUCGGUACCUACGUUGGGCCUUUAAUUGGAGGUCACUUGGCAGAGAAUGUAGGAUGGCGCUGGAUCGGCCACAUGGGCGCUAUUGCCUCGGGCUUUACUCUGCUCCUGUUCUACUUUGGUCUCGAGGAGACGGCAUUUGAGCGCAACCACUACAUUGACCUCCACCAAGCUGAGGAGCGCGAUGCCAACCGCGGUAAUGUUGAGGGUUUGCCUGUCCACCAAGGUGACGAUGUCACCACCAAGGAUGCGAUGGAGAAGAGUAUUCCUUUGCCAGUGGACGAGGAAGCUACCAUCGCUCGAAGCGCAUCUUCUCAGCGACGCGACGAGAUUGAGCGAAACAGACUAUGCGAUUCGUUUACGCGAAAGAAAUCAUACUGGCAGCGCAUUGCGCUUAUCACCCCGGCGUCUAACCUACGAGGAUUGGGCCUGACGCAGUAUGUCCGCCGCCUAUGGCACACCAUGCGCAUCUUCACCUUCCCUGCUGUCUGGUUUGCUGGUUUGCAAUGGGGAAUGCAAAACAUUGCGCUGUCGUUCUACCUUACUGUUGAAGAGGAUUACUGGGUGAACGAGCCGUACAACUACACCGACUCUGCUGUCGCCAACAUGAACAUUCCCUGUCUUAUUGGAAGUGUCAUUGGUUGUUUCUACGGUGGAUACUGUAGCGACAGGUUCAUCCUCUGGAUGGCCAAGCGCAACAAGGGUAUCAUGGAGGCUGAGUUCCGUCUCUACCUCAUGGUUCUCUGCGUCGUCGUCUUCCCCCUGGGUAUGUGGCUGUUCGGCAUCGGGUCAGCCCACGGAUGGGACUGGCCCGUUCCGUACGUCGCCCUUGGCUUCAUCGGAUUCGGCUAUGGCUGCGCCGGUGAUCUGAGCAUCACCUACCUCGCUGACAGCUACCCAGACAUGGUGCUCGAGGGCAUGGUAGGGGUGGCAGUCAUCAACAACACCCUCGCCACCAUCUUCACCUUUGUGUGCAGCUACUGGGUCGACACUGGACUCCAGAACUGCUUUAUCGAGCUUGGUGUUCUGAGCUUUGUUAUUCUCAUGCUUUCGCUGCCGAUGGCUGUGUGGGGCAAGGCAUCUCGGCGCUGGACUUUGGAGCGGUAUGCCAACUUCUUGCGCAUUCGCGACGGUAUGGAUGGUUGA
Molecule: messenger RNA, 1734 nt
Organism: Fusarium sp. VM40
Lineage: Eukaryota; Fungi; Ascomycota; Sordariomycetes; Hypocreales; Nectriaceae
Source: the annotation of a GenBank genome assembly